Messenger RNA from Macadamia integrifolia, 3286 nucleotides. RefSeq names its product ENHANCER OF AG-4 protein 2-like. Bases 338 to 3271 code for a protein of 977 amino acids. Gene Ontology annotation, biological process: regulation of transcription by RNA polymerase II. Lineage: Eukaryota; Viridiplantae; Streptophyta; Magnoliopsida; Proteales; Proteaceae. The record is from RefSeq and is a predicted model, not a curated record. Gene Ontology annotation, molecular function: double-stranded DNA binding; transcription coregulator activity. The transcript is spliced from 4 exons. Gene Ontology annotation, cellular component: nucleus.
CUCUCUCUCUCUCUCUCUCCCUUACACAAAUCAUCUGUUUCUCUCUUUUCUCUGCUCUUCGCUGGCCUCCGCACACACACCUCGCUCUCGCUCUCGCUCCCAAUCGUAACUUUUCAAGUGCCAUACCCUUCUUCUUUGACCUUAACCGGCACUUCGCUACCGCCGCUAUAACCCAACUUCGCUCGCGGGACUUUACUGCGGCGUUCUGACGUGAAGAGUCUCAUCGCGGAUGCGAAGGAUUCGUUGAUUCUAUCGGGGUUUAUUAGGGUUUUCAUUUUUCUCAGAUCAGAGCCUCCUCCAAGACGACGACGUUGGAUUUAGGUUUUCCUCUGCCGCCAUGGCUCCCGGGCGUAAACGUGGAGCGAGCAAAGCCAAGGCUAAGAGUCAGUUAAGCUUAGGUGAUCUCGUUCUUGCCAAGGUUAAAGGCUUCCCUGCCUGGCCUGCCAAGAUUAGCCGCCCUGAGGAUUGGGAACGGACGCCUGAUCCUAGGAAAUACUUUGUCCAAUUUUUUGGAACCGAAGAAAUUGCUUUUGUUGCCCCUGCUGAUAUUCAGGUAUUUACAAGUGAGGCAAGGAAUAAGUUGUCUGCUAGGUGUCAAGGUAAGACUGUCAGAGAUUUUGCUCGUGCAGUGAAGGAGAUCUGUGAGGCUUUUGAAGAAUUACAGCAGAAGAACUUGGGCCCUUGUAAAGAUGAUACUGAUAAGACAGCCCUUGGCUCCUCACUUCCAAUGGAUGGUGUAGAUGCUGAAGUGAAUGGUCAGAGUCAGACUGAGACAAUUGAACGGAAGGAAAGCACAAGUAAUGAGGCCUCGGGUGAUGCAGGUUAUGGUCUGGAACGCUGUUCAAGUAGACGGUCUGAGACUGAUGAUAUGGAUAUUAAGCCUUGUGUCUCAUCUAAUACAGAGCAAAGAUCAUCUCAAAUGUUAUCUGUCAAGAAGAGGAGUGAAUUAUCCAAUAAUGGCACAGAUUUUCCUAAGAAAGAGGUACCAUCUGUAUCCAGGCAGAAUGGUCCUUCUCCACUUAAAGAAAUCUCUGGUGAUAAGGAUAGAGAUGGGGAGAAUAUUCACCCUGAUGCUGAAGAAAGUUCUCCUUCUGGCCCUGUUGAUGGAGAAAGUGAUGGUUCCCCGCCUUUAGCUUUGUCUGUUUCCCGGAAGCACACUGGUGGAGGACGGAAGGCAAAGAAUAUGGUUAUAGAAUCAAAGAGGAAGCAGAAGGCUGCAGUAGAAGUAGGAAAAAAGACUACUUCAAGGCUACCUAAGCAUAAUGACUCUGAUUCAGAAGGCAAUAUUGGUCUUCAUGACUCUGGAGUACAUUUACAAGGUGGAGGACAAAACAAAAUUUCUCCAUGUGAUAACAUUAAGGAUUUGCAUGAUGAUGAGUUGAGAUCAGAUUUAGAUCUCAACAAUGAAAAGAAGGACAAAAGCAUGGUAAAAGCUAAAAAACAGAUGAGAGCAGACAUACUUGAACCAUGUGAUGUUGGCAAUGUUGCUAUAGACAAUACUAAGGAGCGGGGCAAGGAUGAGCAAUUAUUUUCUGGAGAUCAUAGGAAGAAGAGAACCCAGCUUGGACAUAAAAUGCAUAAGUUGGCUACAAAUGAGGAUCCACAUCCAGCCAAAAGACCAAAGCGGGUGGUUGUUGGUGAGGAUACCACCAAGAAAUCUGUUACUAAAAGCAUAAGGAAUGAUUCUCUGAGUCCGGGUGUUGUUGACAAAAGCAAUAAACCUAUAGAGAGUAAAAAGUCAUCUUCACGUGUUAAGGCUGAAAGCUGUGCGGCUUCUAAAACUGAAACAUUUAGUGUUGGAAACAACUUACCAAGUGAUGAAGCUGUUCUGCCCUUGACAAAGCGCCGUCGUCGGGCAUUGGAGGCAAUGACUGAUUGUGCCACAGACGCUGCUGGGGGUAAAGCACAAAAGAGUUAUGACAUCCAUAAGAAUAAUGUUUCAAACUCGGAUUGUGACAGGUCUCCUUCUAUCCAAUUCCACUCAAAACGAAGAGCUGUCUGUCAGUUUGAUGAUCAUAAUGACCAAGAAAAGCUCAAAACUCCUGUUCACGGAGAACUGAUCAACUUGUCGAAGGAUGUGCCUUCACAAAUCUCUGGUUCUUCUCAGAACACACAUCAUGAAAAUCUCAAUCAUGCUCAGCCGAAUGUUAGAGAUGGCAUGGAUAAAGAACAUUUGGACUGUGCUGGACCAGGUGAGAGCCCUUCAAAGGAUGGAAAAUCCUCUGUCAGACUUCUUCAUGAUCCUCUAUCACCCAAAUUGAAGCAAAAUGAAGAGAAAAGGCUGAGAAAGCCAAUGGCAGCACAGGUUUCUCAUAGUCCUGAUAAAUUGGAAUCACAGAAAUCUUCUGCCAAGGAGGGUAAGCCAACAUUGGUCUCUCCUAAGGAUGGGUUGGCUACUUCUAUGAAGCAAGUGGAGCACAAAACCAUCAAGCUCCAAACUAAAGCAUCCAGCACCACUUCUAGAAAGCCUCAGGUUGGGUCUGCCAAAGGUUCAGGCCUGGGUUCUGAUUGUUUAAACCAUUCUUCUAAUCAAGGAACAAUCCAGAGAAGCAGGCCAGCCUUAUCUGCAGAAAAGGCUAAGAUAAAUUUAAAGACUAAUCCACUGAUGAAUGAUACUGCUAUUCUGGAGUACUCUACCCUGAAUGAUUCUCAGCUUGGGGAACGAUCGAAUGUCAUUGGUGAUGAUAUAGCUGCUAGUUCGUUGACUGAUACCAAGUUUGCAGAUUCUGCCACGUCUUUGAAACAUCUUAUUGCUGCUGCGCAAGCGAAAAGAAAACUUGCAUAUUCACAAUCUCUUUCUCAUGAUAAUCCUAUUCCAACAUUUAUUUCCACCGCUACAGUGGUUCAGGAAAGAAGCCCCAGUCCUGCUUCUGCAGUUCAGACCUUCCUGUCUGGCACCACCCAUGCUAUGCAGCAGGAUGCAAAGGGAUUUUAUGCUCGCUUAUCCCUUGCUUCUCCAUCUCCUCAUGCUCAUCAAGUUGCAUCACAAAAUCAACUGGAACAUGAAGAUCCUGAAGAGGGAAGGGUUAGUUCAGGACAGAGGGCGCCUAAUGGGUCACUAAGUGGUGGUACAGAGGCAGUUGUUGCACGAGAUGCUUUUGAAGGAAUGAUAGAAACAUUGUCAAGGACAAAGGAAAGUAUUGGACGUGCAACCCGUCUAGCAAUUGAUUGUGCAAAGUAUGGAAUCGCCAAUGAGGUUGGUGGUACUGAGGAGUAUAUUUUUCAUAUAAUUUUUUGCCUUUUCCGGUGCUUAUUUCUCCAUUUUAUGUAGACUACCUUUGUAUGU